AUGCAAGUGGUAGUAUUUAAACGAAACAGAGAUGCACUCAUAGUUUUUAAAUGUAUGGAUAUUUCAUACUUAUGAACUAUGGACUGAACAGUCCAUAUUACAUACUACAUACUACAUACUUAUAGACUAAAAUUGUAAUAUAAAUAAAUGACUGUUUUAAACAUAACAGAGGAAAACUUUAUCUUACAAAUCAAAUAAAUGAUUUGCAAAUUAUUUUUUGAGUUAAUUCAUCCAAAUAAAAUGACAAAGUAGCACAAUGUGUAGUUUACUAAACAGAAUUAGAAACUAUUUGAGAAAUUAUUUAAUAAAUUUAAAAUUUAUAAUAAUUUAAUAAAUAUAAAAUUAUUUGAUUAUCGAAAUAAAAAAUUAUUUAUUUGAUAGUAAAAUAACAAUUUCGAGAAAAACCAUCUUUUAUUCAAAUAAAUUAACGUAAAAUUAUUUUUAAAUAACAUCAAACCACGAGGCAUAAAAUGUUGUAUUAAACUAUUUAAAUAAUUUUUCAACUAUUUUAUUUCAGUAAUGCUCAAGUUUUAGUUCAAUGCGUCUGUUUUUAUAUGACGCUCUAUAUUUCUGUGUCAAUGACGAUUUACUUGUUUUAACAUCUCGUUACCCGAAAGUAUCGCCGCUGACCGAGGUCCUCAGAAUACACGUUAAUAUUGUAUACGAGAAUCAUUAUAUAAAAGGUUCUUUAAGAUUACAUGUAUUAUCUAGCAUACACAUAUCGUAU
This is a messenger RNA of Heterotrigona itama, 727 nucleotides long. The record is from the annotation of a GenBank genome assembly. NCBI's taxonomy places the organism in Eukaryota, Metazoa, Arthropoda, Insecta, Hymenoptera, Apidae.